Molecule: messenger RNA, 3388 nt
Organism: Haliotis rubra (blacklip abalone)
Lineage: Eukaryota; Metazoa; Mollusca; Gastropoda; Lepetellida; Haliotidae
Product: mediator of RNA polymerase II transcription subunit 15-like
Exons: 4
Coding region: 132-3260 (1042 amino acids)
Source: RefSeq, a predicted model, not a curated record
UCAAUCUCCAAAGAAUUCAACAUCACCAAGGGGCCGAGCUUCUCCAAAAGCUGCUGAAUUGGGCUCUCCUGUUGUAAAACUUGAAAAAUUGGAGAUGGAUAGUGGAAAGAAAGAAUCUGGUCGGAGGUCAGAUGAGUGGAAAGCCCCCAAGUUUCCUUCCUUCCCAGAAGAUAAACCACCAACCUCCAAGGAAAAUAUCUAUAAUUUUGAGACCAGUGAGCAAGAUCAAGAGGAGAAGACAGAACACUACCGAACUCUCAGAAGCAGAAAGAAAAAAUCAGCUGAUGCAGAACCAGUUAAGGCAGAAACUGAGACUGGACCACAGCAUCAAACACCACAAACCAGAUCAGCCAUUCCUCCUCCUCAGCCAACCUCUGUUCCUCCUUACUCAACACCAGCAUCACUCUCCUCCUACUGCCCCAGGCGGGACUCAUCUCACUCCAGCUGAAGCUCAAGCUCAGGCCAUCAAGAACAUCAUGCAGAGCGUUGCUGCUGAACAUGCAGCAGAGCAGUCCCUUGCUUCUCAACCUGUGUCCAAUGAUACCUCGUCCUUCAUGAGCCAUGUUGACAAGAUCAUUGAUGACGUCUCCAAGGGCGUCUUUGGUAUGACUGACGAUGGAGAUAAGCCAGAGCCUGUGAAGUAUGAGAAGCCACCAGAGACGUCAUUGCCGGUGUCCAUGCCUGUGCCAACUCCCACAGUUGUAGCGUCUUCAGAAGAAAAGAGUGUCAACUCCAAAAUCUAUGACAUCCUUACCCAGAAUCUGAAACAAGAGCAUGCUAUUAAAUCUGAACAUUCCCAACUCAGUCGAGCUUCUGAACCUGGAAGUUUACUCUCAACAUUUGUCAGCAUGCCAAGUCCUGCUCUUGUUACAAUAGCUUCGCAGAUCCGCAACGACCCUGGGAUGUCUCCAACUUCCACCAAGCACCACCCAGUGCCUGAAAAUCCCAUGCUACAAGCCCAGAGCAAUAUGCCUAUGGCAAAGCUGCCGAACACAACCAUGCCGUCGCUUGCACCGAUUAAACAUGAAGACAAUCUCGGUAACCUUGCUCAGUUCAGUGACAAUGUGCAGAGACAUGGCCAUCAUGUGGGUAAAUCAACAUCAAUGCCUGUAACACAGCCUAUGGCUAGUGUACAAACCAGCAGUAUCAUGCAGAACCCUGUUGCAUUGAUAAGCAAAGCUUUGGCUUCUCCUGUGUCAGCUCCAGCUCAACCCAAACCAAAAAGCAUCCCUCCACAAAUGACAACACCCCCACCUCCACAGAUGUCAAGCUCGGGGAUCCAGCCACAGAGACCACAGAGUGUGCAGCUCCCUGUGACCCAUGUGCCGGCCAGCAGUGCAGAUACUAUAAACAUUCAAAGGCCGCCAAGUGCACACAGUCAUGUCCAGUUCCAGGUUAUGCCAGGACCGCCAAGAGACCAGCCUCCCAAGUCUCAACUUGUUGAACCUAAACUUGAACCAGGUAAACCUGGUCCUGAAGCCAAAGGAAGAGCAGCACAUCCACCUCACAUGAGUACACCUCCAUUCAUGAUCCCUGGGAUGCAGGCAGGUCAGAGGAUGCCAGGGCCUCAUGGCUACCCGUUCAUGCCUCAUGUAGACCCAAGACUGAUGUCUCCAGUGAGUCCCAGAGAAUCCCAGAAUCACAGCAAAGAGGGUCCAAGAAAGCCAAUGACUAAUCCUCAUGCUAUGAACUCCAGAGAUAUGUCCCGUCCUCCAAGUCAAGGACAGAUGCAACCUCACUUUGUUGGGGACAUGGCCAGGCAGCCGACAUCUGAAAACUUGAGACAAGCCCACCUUCAGCGGGAUCAGAACCGUCAAGCAGGACCUGUUGAACAGAUGAGACAGAUUGCCGAACUGAAACGACAGUCUGUAUCAGAUGUGGCAGCUGACCAGUUGAGACAGAGGGCCCAAGCUGAUCACAUCCGUCAGCAGCUGGCAGCUGGGGAGCAAAUUAUGUCAGCUGAGCAGCAGAAACGUCAUCUCGAGGAACAGCUGAGGCGGGAAGAACAGAUGAGACGAGAGGAGCAGAUCCGACAUCGUCCAGAGACGAUGCACCACAUGCAGGAGCACCUGCAGCUGCAGGAGGCAAUCCAUCAGGGCCGUAGUGGAGAGAGACAGAGGGAAGGUGAAGUCUUACCCCACAUGAUCAGAUCUUCAGAUGACCCUCAGAACCUUGUGAGAAGGGAACAGAUACAUCGAGCAGAGCAAAGGUUUGCAGACAUGCGUCAUGGAGGGAUGGACAGGACAUCAGACAUUCAGAGGAUUGUGAAUCAAAAGAUUGAAUCUGAGGUUCGUCAGGGACGUCAUCCCCAGUCAGGACCACAACCCAGGAUGCAUGCUCCAUCUCCUGACGUUGCCAUCUGUGUCAAAACUCCACCUGCAACAUCAGCAGCCAAUGCCUUCAUCGCUGGAGUUGUCGUCGGCCACCCGAGUUCCCUCUCUCCCAAGACCGCCAGCCCUGUAGGCCAGGUGAGCAAGGUGAUUGAGCGUCUGCCCAACCCACACGUGCCUGUGUCAGGUCAGCCAGGACGCAUGAUCUAUCAGGAGGCUCAGAUGCAGCAGCAACAGCAACAGCAACAGCAGCAGCAGCAGCAGCAGCUCAGGCAGAACAAAGAUGCAGAUAGUCCUCGUAAUGCACCAACUCCAUCUUCACAACCCGAAAUGAGGCCUCCGUCAAGAGAGAUGAUCUACUUCAUGCAGCAACAGCAACAGCAUCAGCAACAACAGCAGCACCGCAUAAUGCUUCAGGAAGCUGCUGCACGUGAUAGGAAGAUGCCUGAACAUCCUCAUCCUUCCCAGUCUCCCACAGUCCUGAAUCUUGCCGACCCUGAACUCCGACAGGAGGGUCGCAGCAGCAAGGGACCACAGCCAUCCUACCCCUUGCCGUAUGAUCAUAAGAUCAUGAUGUCUCAAGCUGACGGACGGAUCCCAUCCUCGACGCCCAGUGCGUUUGUUCCACCAGGAGGGAUGGUAGGACAGAGACCAGAAAUGCCUCCAGGUGUCCCUCCCCAUCUCUACAGACCAGACCUCUUCCCACAGGGAAUCCGACUGCCCAUCGACCCAAGGAUGUAUCCAGGCAUCGACCAGCCAGGCUUCAUCCCUGGUCGUGAUGUGUCCCUUGUUGUACCACCAGGACAUUUCCCACCUCAGAUUUUAGACAAGAUGAGGAUGGAACAGCAACAGCAACAGCAGCAGCAGCAGCAGCAGCAGUGGAGGCUCAUCGGUCUGUGUCUCGGCAGGAGCAAGGUGGGCCCCAGGUGAUGAUGCCUGGGAACCCGACCCAGCCACAGAGUGCCCGUCUGCCCGGUCCAGGAGUGCCAGAGAUGAUCCAGCAAUCUCUGAUGCAGACACGCAGUCCCUUGUACGAUAUGCCCAGAGACAAACAUAUG